This is a messenger RNA of Apis cerana (Asiatic honeybee), 6230 nucleotides long. RefSeq names its product zinc finger protein 800. The record is from RefSeq and is a predicted model, not a curated record. NCBI's taxonomy places the organism in Eukaryota, Metazoa, Arthropoda, Insecta, Hymenoptera, Apidae.
GGUAUAAUAAAACUUCUGUGAUUUUAUAUAUUUAUUAAUCAUUUAAAUUUUAUUUAUUUUUAAUAUAUUAUUAUAAAUAUAAUAAAAAAUCUUUUUUAAAGACUAAGAAUAUAUUAAUAAUUUUUUUAAAUAAUUGUAAAAUUUCAUUUGAAAUAAAUUAAAAAUUAAUAAAGUAUCUAAUAAUUUCUUUAUAAAUAUAAAAAAAUUGUAUGUAUAACCUAUAAUUAAAUAAUAUAAGGUAAUAAGAUAUUUAUAUGAUAUAUAUAAUGAUAUAUUAAUAUAUAUAAUAAAUAAUAAUUAUGUGAUACAUAACAAAUUUGUAAAAAAAUAUUACAUAAAUUUUUUUUAAAUAGAAAAUUGUUAAUAUUCAUUUAAGCGAAUAUUAACAAAUUAGUUUUUUGAGAUAGUUUUUUUAUCAAUUAAAAUUAUGAAUAUAAAUAAACAUGUAUGUAUAUUUAAUAUAGUGAUAUCCUAAAUUUAUGAAAUUAUUUCUUAAAUUAUAUUUAAUUUAUAUCUAGUUUAAUUUUAUUCAAUUCAUAUAUACGAUAGAUAUUUUAUUUAAAAGAGAAAUAAAUAUGAAUACUUACAUAAAUUCUUAAAUUCAUAUUUAAAAAUAAAAAUAAAAAUAGAAUUAGAAAUGUAUACAUAUAUAUAUAUUUAUGUUAUAGAAAAUGAUAAUUUUAUUCCAAUUAUUUAUAUUCAUAUAUUAAAUUGAACGUAUUUAUUAUAAUUCUUGUAAGUUAUGAGAAAUCAAAAUUUUAUUUAGAUGUAAUUUAUUUUAAAAUAAAAAUAAAUAUUUUGAGAUUAUAUGAUAUUUUAUUUAUAAUAGAGUUAUGAUUUUAUAUUUUUGUAAUUUCUAUAAUAUCUUUUUAUAUUAAUAAAAUGAAAUCAAAUUUUAAAAAUUAAAUAAAAUCAAAAUAAAAAUUUUAAAUAAAAAUUAAUUACAUAUAAAUAUUUAAUAAUAAAAUUCUCAAAAAAACAAGAAUUCAUAAAAAUAUAAAUUUCCGCAUAAUCUUAUAAAGAUUAUAAAUUAUAUUCCAUUUAUAUAGAAUUAAAAAAAUGUGAUUUUAUAAUUUGUAUAUAUAUAUAUACACACACACAAAAAAACAUAAUUAUAGAAAAAAUAGAAUUAUGACAUGUAAAAUAUAUAAUUUUCUAUAAUUAUGUUUUUUUUAUUUUGUAUUUAACUAUCAUGUAGUAAUUUAUUUAUAUUGAAUUUUUAUAUUGAAAUUUUUCUUUCAUAAAAUAUAAAUAUUAACAUAAAUAAGAAUGUCAUUGAUUUGAAUAAAAUAAAGAAUUAUAAUAAGUUAAAAAUUAAAAAUCAUUAAGUUAUAAUAUAAUAUAAAGAAAAUAAUUGUUAAAAGAAAUAAUUCAUUAAGUAUAAUUAUUUUAUAUGAAAUUUUAUAUUGUAUUUAUAUGUUAUGACUUUGAGUUUUUAAAUAUCUACUAAUAAUAUAUAUUUAUAAUUAACAAAAUAUAGCUAUAGACAAAUAAAUUUAUUAAAUUAGAAAAAAUGAUACUAUUUAUUCAAAUAUUAAUAUAUAAAUGAAUAUAAUUUUUCAUACAUUCUGUAUAAGUUUUUGUUUUAAAGUUAUCAAAUUAAAUUUAUUUUAUUAUAUCUUUUUGUCAGUCAAAUAUUACAUUAUAUAUUGCAUAUUUAUAUUAAUAACUGUAAAGAUAAUGAUGAAAAAAAUAAAAUAUUUCUUUUAUCAAAUUUCUAUGAUUAAAUCUUAUUGUUAAUAAUUUGUUGCUUAAAUGAAUAAAUAAUAAAUUACUUUAGAUAAUAUUUGUUAUUAUAUAUCUGAAAAUGAUAUAUAUAUUUUUAUAAUAUUUUAUUAAAAUUAUUAACUUUAAUUCUUUAAUAUAAAUCUUAUAUAACAACAAGUGCAUUCUAAAAUUUUGAUGCAUUUUAAAAAUUUAUAUAAUAUAACCUCUUACUUAAUAAAAAAAGAAUCAUAAUAUUAGUAAUUUAUUUCUUAUUUUAUGAAUUUAUUGAAUUCUUGUAUAUUAUUAAAUCACGUAAUUUAUUGUUUUAAAACUUUCAGCUUAUAAGAAAUAUUAAAUAACAAGUAAAAAUGUUUAUUCGUGAACUGAAGGUGCUGCCUAGUACCAUUUCUUCAAAGCGGUAGAAUCAAGAACCUCUAGGUUUCGGAAAAAUGGAGGUUGUAACUCAGUGGAAAUUGUGAAUCCAUCUCGUUUAAGAAGAUUUAAAUCGCGUGAUUUUUUCAUAGGAUAAGAAAUUCUUAAUACAUUUUCUUGAUUCCUGAUAUUUUAUUUUCUUUAUAAAUCCGAAAUGUAAAAAAUCAAAACCGAUUUUUACGUAGUAAAAUGCAGGAGAGACGUUUUAACAAGAUAAUACAUUGGAUAUAUAAUAUUCAAUAUAAAAUGAAAUCAAUGAAAGCAAAAACAAAAGCUAAGAAACCAAAUGGGAAAUUUGGGAAAGUUAAAUUUCCUUCCAAAGAAAUUACUCAUACAGAUCAAGAUUUAUCACAACUAUAUCCACCAAUAGACACAAGUAUUUCAACUCUAUAUCGUUUGAGCAAAAUUUUAGAAAAUGGCAGUGAUGAAGUUAAAUCCAUUCUAACAUAUGAAUGUGAUUUGUUAUAUGAAUGUCGUGUAUGUCGCAGUCUCUUUAGAAGUUUAAUUAAUUUCAUUUCUCAUAAACGUGUCUAUUGUAAGCAAAAAUUUGAUGUUACAUUUGCCAAGAAAUCUUUCAACGAUUAUGAUAUAACUUCUACAAGUAAAUCAGAUAUACAAAAAUCACAAAAAUUAUUUGAAGAGAGUGGAAAUGAUAGAAUUUUAAGAAGCCAAGUAUGUAAAGAGGUGCAGAAGAAAGAUCUUACUACGGUUGUUAAUAUGUUACAAAAAAAACAAAUAGAAAAUUUGCAAACAAAUACAGAACAGUUAUGUUUAGAAAUUAUACAUUCAAAUUCAUCAGCAGUUUAUCAAACUGUCGAAUCAGUUACUCCAAGUAAAAAUCAUACAGAUUUAAUGAAAGCACAGAUAAUGGAAUUAAAGGAUACAAAUGAACAAACUGCAGUGUUAGGUGUGAAUGGACGAGUUUUACAAUCUAAUAAAAAAUUGAAUAAUAAUAAUACAACUCAAAAUCAUAAUAAUACAGAAAUUGGUAGUAUUCGUGAAAAUGAACUUAUUUGUCGUAUAUGUUAUGCGAAAUUUUCAACAAAAAAAACAUUAACAGUUCAUACAAGGACAUUACACACAUCUCAUAGAUUAUGUUAUCCUUGUCCUUGUUGUUCUAGUACAUUUGCAAAUACUUGGAGUGUUUAUAGACAUCUUUUUAAAGUUCAUAGAAAAUCUAAUGAACAAGUACGGAAGCUUAGACCACAAAUACAAGAGAAAGCAUUUAUUAAGGAUACUACAGCUGCUGAAGAUUUACAAAAAGAAGAUGCUAGUAAAACUUUAAUGAAUAAUGCAGUAAGAGUUAAUGAAACACAGGAAUGGAUAGAUCAUUUAGAAUCUGACACAGAAUUACAAAGAUGUGGAGGUUGUGGAAAAAGAUUUGAUAGAAAAGCAGCUUUAUCUGCUCACUUGACAUAUUGUCAUAGACGUGUUGCAGCAUAUGAAAAUAUAACCAAAAUUAAAAAGAUAAAUAAAGUUUCAUCAGAUUGUACUUCAAAUGAAAAUAUAAUUAAUUCAGAAACUCAAGAAAAUAAAGCAGAAGUUUCUACACAAAUUAAUAAUACUAAUGAAACAUCUAUUCGUGUGGAAGCAAUUGCUAGUUUAAGUAAAGCAGAUUGGGAUAUGUUGGGAAAUGAAGAAUUGGUUUCACAUAAUAAAUCUAAUGAAAAUGUUCUCACAAAUGGCAUUCAAAGAAAUGUAGAGGACAAUCAUUCUUCUGCAAGUGAUGUUUCUGAUCCUUUAGAAAUUCUAUAUACAAAUAUAAAUAAACAUAAUGAAAUAAAAAAAGGAAGUAAAAAACGAAAGAAUAAGGAUAGUAUAAAGAGAGUGAAUAAUGCUGCAGAAAAUAUAAAAGACAUAUCUGUAGAAAAUAUGGAGCACAAUGUAGAAGAAAAAUUAGAUCAUAUAUUAUCUAUGGAGAAAAAAGUAACUUCGAUAGUAGAUUUUCAAAAGCUUCAGUGCCUUCCAUGUAAACGAAAAUUUCCUUCAGUAAAUAAUCUAAGAAGACAUGCUGCCAUUCAUAUUGGUUGGAAUCGCUAUCAAUGUAAACUUUGUGAUUACAAAUGUUUUGAUAAAUGUGAUUGCAUAGCACAUUGCAAUAAAAUACAUAAUGCUCAAAACAAUCGUGCUCUUAUAGAAGAAAUGAUAAUUCAGAUUCUAGAUGAUCAAUAUACAUAUGAUCAAAAUAUUACAUUAGAUGUAACAAAUUUAGAAGAAAAAAUUGAUAUUCCAAAAGUUGUAGAAGUUAAUAUUUGUGUUGAACAUGUGGAACCAGAAAUUCAAGUUGAAGAAAAAAAUAUAAAUGUAACAGAAAUAGAAAUAAUUGAUAAAAAUAAUAUGGAACCAGAAAUUCAAGUGGAAGAGAAAAAUAUAAAUUUAAUAAAAACAGAAGUGAUUGAUAAAAGUUCACUAACUUGUUGUGAAAAUGUAGAAACUCAAGAAACUUCGAAUAACGAUAUUAAAGGACAAAAUACAUUAAAUCUAGAUCCUGAUCUUCGAAGAAUGGUAAUGGAAGUUAUUUUUGGAUCUUCCGAGAUUCAUUCUACAAAAACAGAUAUAAAAGAAACUAUAUCUUCAGAAAAUUCUAAUUCAAAAGCAUUGAAUACAGAGGAUAUUGAAGUACAAGGUCAAAGUUCUAUAAAGGAAAACGACAUUAAAUGUAUACAAGAUUCAAAACCUCAACGCCCAAUUCGUAAUAAAAUAAAACCUUUAAAUAAAGAUUUUAUCUAUGACUUAAAAGAAGUCGCAUAUCGUAAAGAUUCUUUAAUUAUGAAAUCUUUUAAUAAAUCACUUAAUAAAAAAUCUCCAAUACAAGAAGAAGAUAAUUUAGAAAAAGAUUUAGAACAACCGUCCAAACGUUUUAAAUCUAUAGAAAAUGAUGAAAUAUUAAUUCUUUGUGAAAAUAAUACUAUCGUAGACGGAUGUGAGAUUAGUCUAGAUAGAGAUUUAAAAAAUAAUUUUUCUUUUUCUCAGUGCCACAAUUAAUUAUUAAAAACUUCAAAUAUAUUGAAAUUAGCAAAAUCUGUAUUUAAUCGAAAAUAAUUAUUUAAUCACAAAUCAAAUUUUUGGUAAAUUUUUAAAUUGUUAUUCAUAUAUAUAUAUAUAUAUAUGAUAUAUAUUUAUUUAUUAAUAUUAAUAAAUUUAAAAUAUUUAAAAUGUUUCUAGAUUUUCAAUUUAUGUUACACAUUUUUAAUAAUUCAAUUCUUCAAUAUAUUGUUUUUUAAAUAGAAAAUUGAAGAUAUUGAAAUUUUUUACAUAUGUAGAUGUAUAUAAAAACUGAUUUACUAUGCAAUAAAAAAAAAGGAAUGUAUAUAUAUUAGUAAUUCAUUCUCAGAAUAUCUAAUAGUUGCUUUAUUUAAAAAAAUAUUGUUAUGAUUUAUAGAGUAUAAUGAUUUUUACAAAGUUACAUGUUUUAGAUAUAAAAAAUAAUGAAAAUAAAUAAUAUUUGAAUUAAUAAAAAAUUAUUUGUGUUUCUAAGCUUGAUUAAAUACAAAUUUAUCACAUAAAGUGUAUGUACAAAUUAUUACGUAAAAUAUUGCAAUAUUUUUAUUUUUAAUGUUUAAAAAUAAUUUAAAAUAAAUAAAUCAUUUUUUAUUUUAUAUUUAAAUUAAAUAAAUAAUAAUAUAAAUUAAUCUUCAUUUUAAAUUUGCUCAUUUAUUAUAUUUUAAAUUAAUGCAUAUAAAAAUGUAUUAUUUAUUUGAAUAUGAAAUUGAAAAAUAUUUUAAAUAAUAAUAUGUUAUAAAAACUAAUGAUUAUUUAAUAAAAAUUAAAUAUAGAUAAUCUAUAUACUUAUAUAUAUGUACAUAUAUAUAUAUAUAUAAUAUAUAUAUAUAUAUAUAUAUUAUAUAUAUAUAAUAAAUUUAUCAAUAUUAUAUAUAAUAUUGAUAAAUUAUAAGCACAUAUAUAAUAUAAAUAAACUAUAAAAAUAAACAGUUAAAUUUAUAACAAAAAAUAUAUAUUAUUUAUGUACAUGUGUAAACAGAAAAUGAUUUAAAAAUUCAGUUUUUAAAAAUGUAAUGUAUUAAUUAAUAUGUAAGAAAAUGGAAAACUUGUUAUAAUUAUAAUAAAAUAUCUACAAUACUUUCAUUGAA